AGUGGGCCGGGAGGGACCACUUAGCCGGCCAGAGACAAGGGUCGGGUGGGAGUUGGCGGUUAUAGGGAGUUCAGGGUGAGGACCCCGAGAGAAGAACCCGCAAAGGAAAUCCCAGAGGCGGGCAGGCGGGUGGCCGGCGGGGAGCACGCCCUGCAACGCACUGACCCAGGGCGCGCGGGCGGAGCCCCUGAUCCCCUGGUCGGGUCCUGGGGCACGGUGCUCCGGCCGGGGAUGAGCUCCCCGCCACCCGCCCGCAAGGGCUUUUAUCGCCAGGAGGUGACCAAAACGGCCUGGGAGGUGCGCGCCGUGUACCAGGACCUGCAGCCCGUUGGCUCUGGUGCCUAUGGUGCAGUGUGCUCUGCAGUAGACAGUCGCACUGGCAACAAGGUGGCCAUCAAGAAGUUGUACCGGCCCUUCCAGUCGGAGCUGUUUGCCAAGCGCGCCUACAGAGAGUUGCGCCUCCUCAAACACAUGCGCCACGAGAACGUCAUUGGGCUACUGGAUGUGUUCACUCCUGAUGAGACUCUGGAUGACUUCACAGACUUCUACCUGGUGAUGCCUUUCAUGGGCACUGAUCUGGGCAAGCUCAUGAAGCAUGAGACUCUGAGUGAAGACAGAAUCCAGUUUCUUGUGUAUCAGAUGCUGAAGGGAUUGAAGUAUAUACAUGCUGCUGGUGUCAUCCACAGAGACUUGAAGCCUGGCAACCUUGCGGUGAAUGAGGACUGUGAGCUGAAGAUCCUAGACUUUGGCCUUGCCAGGCAGGCAGACAGUGAGAUGACAGGAUAUGUGGUGACCCGGUGGUAUCGGGCACCAGAGGUCAUCUUGAAUUGGAUGCGCUACACGCAGACAGUGGACAUUUGGUCCGUUGGCUGCAUCAUGGCAGAGAUGAUUACUGGAAAGAUCCUGUUCAAAGGCAAUGACCACCUGGACCAGCUGAAGGAGAUCAUGAAGGUCACAGGGACGCCCCCUCCUGAGUUUGUGCAGAAGCUACAGAGUGCUGAGGCUAAGAACUACAUGGAAGGCCUCCCUGAGUUGGAAAAGAAGGAUUUUGCCUCUGUCCUGACCAACGCAAGCCCUCAGGCUGUGAGUCUCCUGGAAAAGAUGUUGGUGCUGGAUGCAGAACAGCGGGUGACAGCAGCUGAGGCAUUAGCCCAUCCAUACUUUGAGUCCCUUCGGGACACUGAGGAGGAGUCCAAGGUCCAGAAAUAUGAUGACUCCUUUGAUGAUGUAGACCGAACCCUUGAGGAAUGGAAGCGUGUUACUUACAAGGAAGUGCUCAGCUUCAAGCCGCCCAGGCAGCUAGGAGCCAGAGUUACAAAGGAGACGGCUCUGUGAAGACCUGUGGGUGGGUUGGGGGGUAUCCUAAGGAUGCUGGCUGGGAGCUUCACAGGCACCUUGGCUUCCCUUCUCUGGAAGAGGAAUCCUGGCUAGCACUCUGACAGUGCCUGGAGCUUUUAUCCCAAGUCAUCCACCUGGAAAGGCUGUGUAGACCCUCCAUCUCCAAACCUCUUCUUCAGUUUUUGAGUGCCCCCAGAUGACCCUGGCAGAACAUCUAAGCUUUCUGUCCAAGACCCGUACCCAACAUGGGACUAGCCUUUGAAUUCUGGAGUUGUGUAUGAGAUCAGUGUUCGUGAAAAAGCCCCAGAGUGGGCAGGAGACAAGUGCUAGACCCAAGCUCUGCUUGCUCUGGACAAUGCCAAGGCCAACUUCUGAGAUGGAAGGAGAUCAAGGUUUUGGGGACACUGACUCAGGGACAUCAUCUCUUCUGGGAUCGGGUGGAUUCUCUUACACCCUUAGCCUGGAAUGUAAAUCAGCCAUUUGGUGUGCCUAAGUGGCUGGGGACAAAUAAACACUUUUGUAGAUCUCCCA
Molecule: messenger RNA, 1869 nt
Organism: Arvicanthis niloticus (Nile rat)
Lineage: Eukaryota; Metazoa; Chordata; Mammalia; Rodentia; Muridae
Gene: Mapk12
Product: mitogen-activated protein kinase 12
Biological process (GO): MAPK cascade; protein phosphorylation
Molecular function (GO): ATP binding; MAP kinase activity
Source: RefSeq, a predicted model, not a curated record